Molecule: messenger RNA, 1855 nt
Organism: Paramisgurnus dabryanus
Lineage: Eukaryota; Metazoa; Chordata; Actinopteri; Cypriniformes; Cobitidae
Product: F-box only protein 44-like
Biological process (GO): ERAD pathway; glycoprotein catabolic process; SCF-dependent proteasomal ubiquitin-dependent protein catabolic process
Cellular component (GO): SCF ubiquitin ligase complex; cytoplasm
Molecular function (GO): ubiquitin protein ligase activity; protein binding
Source: RefSeq, a predicted model, not a curated record
CUGACAUUUUUCUUGGCAGACACGUGAUCGCUACGUACAGUAGCCUAUGUGACGGACCUAUAAAGUUACGGUUUCACGAAAACAGCAGUGCUUCUCUGGUCGUACCUUGCAUUCUUUGUUACUUUUUAGCUUUUAGUGCGGGACUUUUCACAUGGCUAAUGCUAUGUGCCCAAGUCUACCCUCACUUGUCCUUGAGAAGAUCUUUCUGAAUCUGCCUGCAGAGGACGUGGCACUAAACUGUCGUUCAGUGUGUGGUCAUUGGAUGGUGGCGUGCAAAAAACACUGGGUGGAGCGCUGUUGGAGAGAGGGGAUCAUGCCCUCCAGACCUCCGAAAAACUGGCUUCUGUUUUACUUUCUGUCCAAGAAAAGACGUAAUUUGCUCAUAAACCCCAGAUCUGAAGAUGGAUUAAAUGGAUGGGAGAGUGUAGGUGGAGACACCUGGAUGUGUUACAAACGACAGCUGAUUAAUUUGAGAAAGGAUGGCUACGGUCCUGCUUUAAUGGAUGAUAUACAACCUGACAUCAAAAUAUCAGACUGGUAUGCCCCAAACUCAAAUGGCCAGAGUUGUUAUGAGAUCUUGGUAGAGCUGCUUGAUCAGAACAAGAAACCCAUCAAUGUCUUUCACCCUGAACCAGUUAACAUUGAACAGGGGAAUGAUCAGCAGAGUUGUCAAGUGUCACAUGUCUUUAAAGCUUAUGGACCUGGAGUUCGGUUCAUCUGUUUCACUCAUGGAAUGAUAGAUACAGGGAACUGGGCAGGCUCGCAUGGAAUACAGGCUAUUAACAGUAGUGUAGAGAUUUGUCCUGAGAAAGAGUGAUCUUUUUUUUUUUAUUUGCACUGUGUUGCAGUUAUGCUCAUUUACAUUUACACAAUCGGCAGAUGCAUUUAAUUUCUACCCAACUUCUACUCAUGUAAAAUAUUAUAGAUCUUGAAUAACUAGAUGUACAGAACUGUGCAAAAGUCCUAGGCCACCACCACCAGACUUGUUGUUUUAGAAGUUAUAAUGUCCAUCCAUAUUUAUUUUUCAAUCUAUUUUAUUAAGAUACAAACAGAAAAUAUGUGCAAAAAAGUCUAAAGGACUAAAUGUCUUCUUUAGGCAUCGUCUGUGUUUAGUGUGACCUCUCUUGCCACUAAACUCAUCUUUUUUGAGCAGAAUGAAGUAAAAAGACUAAUUUCUUAAAAAAAUAAUUAGGAUUUAAUUUGAUUUAGGUUUAAGAGAUCCUGCAGUUUCCUGCUAUGGCUCAAGUGGAAGGGGAGUUUACCCUAAAAACAUGACAAAUCAGUUUACAUUUGUAUACAGUUUUUAAUACUACAUACACAUUUCCUGUAUUUUCUGGAUGUAUUCUAUUAAAGAGACUGAGAAACAAUUAUAUAUGAGCACUAUAACAUUGCAAAAACAUCAAAUCUAAUUCUGGCAUGGUGGCCUAAGACUUUUGCACAGUACUGUAUCUGUAUGUGUUAUAAAAAUAAUCAAACACCUGGAAAAUCUUGCUGUUUAGUUGCUUUAGCUUGUUUUAAUGCAUGCUUUUGUUCUAAAUAUAAUUCAGUUUUAAGUAAUACUCCAUGCCUCCUGAUUGUGAAACAUUGCCUUAACAGGUUUGUACAUUGUGCAGGCUACAGUAUAUGCAUUAUAUGCUUCUUGUUUGUUUCCUUUGCAUUUAAAUCAAUAUUUAGCUGAUUCAAUUUCAACAUUCUUGGUGGUUCUUUAAGUGUUUUUUUUUUUUCAAACAAAUGAUUUUGCAAUAAUACAAUUAUGCAGAUUUUGAUGAUUUUGCAAUAAUAAAACUUUUCAAAAUGUGUUGCUGUCUUAUUCAAAUACUAUCCAUUACAAAUAUGAUUUAAAUUAGAUUUAUGA